Molecule: messenger RNA, 5080 nt
Organism: Acanthopagrus latus (yellowfin seabream)
Lineage: Eukaryota; Metazoa; Chordata; Actinopteri; Spariformes; Sparidae
Gene: iffo1a
Product: intermediate filament family orphan 1a
Exons: 9
Coding region: 37-2004 (655 amino acids)
Source: RefSeq, a predicted model, not a curated record
UUACCUGCAGAAUCGAACACAUAGAAGUCUGGGUUCAUGCCGGAUUUCGAGCACUUCAGAUUUUCCUACUCGAGUAUGAAUCCGGUCCUGGGGGAGAGCGGUUUCCUGGCCCCGCAGCAGCAUCAUCACCAGAUGACGGGCCAGACCGACUCCGCCAUCCCAGAGCCUGGAUACUUCCUGGGGGACCACGGCGGGUUUGGGCCCGAUGGGCUGUCCGGGCUAGACCUGGGCUCCCUGCCACCAUCGGGCCUCGCCUACCUGCACCUGAGCAACCCCCUGCACCGCGGGCCCCCGGCGGCUAUGGCGCUGCGCAACGACCUGGGCUCCAACAUCAGCGUCCUGAAGACCCUGAACCUGCGCUUCCGCUGCUUUUUGGCCAAAGUGCACGAGCUGGAGCGCAGGAACAAGGUGCUGGAGAAGCAGCUGCAGCAGGCGCUGGAGGAUAACUGCGGAGGGGAUGGUCACCAGAAGCCGCUCACCAAAGAGAUGGGAGUCCAGACUGGAUUUAUUGGGCCUAUCCCGCCCAGACCGGGCCUCAUCCCGCUCCACAACGCCAACAACUCGGCCUACCUGCCCGGCGGCCUCCUCUCCCCGACCCUGAACCCUCCUCCUCUGUUUGACAACAAGUACCUGCUGGGGAACAACCUCAACCCGAUCACCACGGACUCUAACUCCAACCUCACCACGUCUGGCUUCUCCAUCAGCCCGGCCCUGAGUCCCACAGACCCGUCCAAAACCAUCACCAACAUCAACGAGAAACUGGCCUGUCACACCGGGACCAACACCAACAACGUCCUCCCUCCUCCCCCGCGCUUCCUCCCCGGGACCAUCUGGUCCUUCAACCAUACCCGCCGGUUCGGCACCGGGAGGGAGUCGUGCGUCACGGGUCCCGGAGUCUCCUGGACGCACCCGGACGGUGUCGGGGUCCAGAUCGACACCAUCACACCUGAGAUCAGGGCCCUGUACAACGUGCUGGCCAAGGUGAAGAGAGAGAGAGACGAGUACAAGAGAAGAUGGGAGGAGGAAUACACCGCCAGAAUGGACCUGCAGGAGAAGGUGGCAGAACUGGAGGAGGACCUGCAGGAGAGCGAGGUGUGUCAGGAUGAGCUGGCUCUGAGGGUGAAGCAGCUGAAGGCAGAACUUGUUCUGUUUAAAGGACUCGUCAGCAACAACCUGUCGGAUCUGGACAGUAAGAUCCAGGAGAAGGCCAUGAAGGUGGACAUGGACAUCUGCCGCCGCAUCGACAUCACCGCCCGCCUCUGUGACGUCGCCCAGCAGAGGAACUGCGAGGACAUGAUAAACAUGUUCCAGGUGGCCACGCCCCCCUCCACGCUGAGCGGCCGGGCCAGGAAGCAGAGCGGGCAGUCGGCGAAGGGCGGCGACGGAGACGACCUGAGCAUGUCCGAGGGCGAGGGAGGCGGAGCCAGAGACGAGGAGUCGUGCAGCACGUCGGCCAAUCAGAUCAACGAGCAGAUGCAGAGGAUGCUGAAUCAGCUGAGGGAGUGUGAGUUCGAGGACGACUGUGACAGUUUGGCCUGGGAGGAAACUGAGGAGACUCUCCUGCUCUGGGAGGAUUUUCCUGGAUACUCGCUGGGAGUGGAAACACAAGCAGAGCUGCAGCCAGACGAGUCCAUCGAGGAGGUGAUUAAAGACACCGAGUCUCUGUUCAAAUCCAGAGAGGAGGAGUACCAGGCCACCAUCGACCAGAUCGAGCUGGAACUGGCGACGGCCAAGAGCGACAUGAACCGCCACCUGCACGAGUACAUGGAGAUGUGUUCGAUGAAGAGAGGCCUGGACGUCCAGAUGGAGACCUGCAGGAGACUCAUCACUCAGAGCGGAGACAGGAAGUCGACCUCGCUCAUCACUCUGACGGUGGACGACUCUGACGGCGAGGAGAAGGAGAAGGAGAGGAAAAAGCCGGCUCUCCCCGCCGACUCCGAGAGCAGCGACUCGUGCUGCGACGCCAACGCCGCCAUCCCUCCUCUGACCUGGAGGAAACCCUAACACACACUGAAACACACACACACACACACACACACACACACACUGACGUAACGUCACACCGAUGCUCUUCUCUUCCUCUCAGUGGCGUUUGACAAGAGUUCACACAUCUAAUCUUCUGUCUUUCUGGUUUCUGUUGAUCCAAAGUAGAUUUUUACUGGUCACAUGACAGCAGGUGAUUUAAAGUUACUCCAGGGUUGUUUAAAAAAAAAAAAAAGAAAUUGCAUAAAUUGCUUGAAAGCUUAUGUAGACAGUUAAUUUUCAAGGCAAUAACUCUGCUGCCCUCCUGUGGCCAUCAGCUGUAACUGCACCCCAGUGAAGGUCAAACUAGAACGACUUGGCACUUUAAAGUCCUUCACUGGCGUCUUCGUCAUCGAUGAGAUGACACGUCGUGUCUUAUUUUGCACACUGAAGUUUCUGUUUUGUGCAGGAAACGAUUGUUGGCACAGAUUCUGUCGCGAUGCCUUUCAGCUGCAGGUUCACAUGUGACGCACAAAGAAAAAGUUUGCACAUAACUGUCCACUGAAGUGAUGUAAGAGUGAGUUGUACUAAUUAAUUUGUAUUUAUAACAAUCUAAUGCUUUUUGUCUCGACAUUUCUAUUUUAUUUUUGUGCAGCAGUUUUAAAAUGUUGCAGAAGUUUAAUCUCUAAAAUAUAAAUUCACCCAACUGAUGACUUCUGGGAUUUUACUGUAAGAACUUCACAGAUCUCCAACUAUCAACUUGCCUUAAACUGUUUAACUAAAAAUAACAGAAUAUGACACCUCGUUCUGAAAAUGCAUCAUGAAGGAUUUUAAUUUUGCUAUUUUCGUAGUGCGCAAAAGUCCUGAGGGACAAGUGAAGACGCAAGAACUAAUCGGAAAACAUAUAUUUUCUUUUUUACAUUUUCUUUGUGUCUUGUUUUAAAGAAAAAGAAAGAAAUUUUUAUCUAAAAUUUAUUGGGGAAUUUUCUUUCCAGGAAAACUUUUCACACAUGAAACUGAAAAAAAUAUCAAGUAGAGAACAGAAAGUGUUUUUUUCUUUCCACGUUUUUAUUUUCUCUUUCCGUAAACAAAGAGUAUUAUUUCUCCUCAACUCAGUUUUACACAUAAAAAAAAAAAAAAAAGAGAAACAUUUUUGUUUUUUUGUGCGAAACUAAGUGAAACAAAAACAUUUUCAGAGAAACUUGAUGACAGAAAAAAAAGUUUCCACUGAAAUAUUUCUUGUUUACAUGUUUUCACAGAUAAGUUUCUACCAGUUCUCACGAACACAGGAGAGAAAACAGAUUCAGAAGAUGGAAGAAUAACCUGUCUUCAUUUGUCCCUCUGGGCUUCCAUACAAAAGAGAAACUGCACCAUCAAAGAAUCAAAAUGAAUGAAAAAAGUAUUUUUACAUAUUUGUUAACUCCAGCUCAGAUUUCUGUCACACUAAAGCAUCAGAAUUGUUAUUGAUCAUCACCUGGGUUGUAACACAGCUGUCACGAUAUCAGACUUCACAAUCACGAUAUGAUCACGAGAUCUUUAACUCUGUUGAGAGUCUGAGACAUGACUGUGAAGAAAGUGCACAAAAAGAACAAUCACACGUAAUAAUUAACGAAAAGGCAACUGGAUGAACUCAUGUGAUUAUUAACAUCUCCAUGAUAAAUAUUUUAAUAUCACAGUUGUCCUGAAAAUAUCUCAACAUCGUGAUUCAUGUUGCGAUUAAUUUCUAAAUAGCGUCCAGAAAAACUAGGAAAACGGCCGAGCUGACGUCACUUCUUGUCUCAGACGAACACACAAAAGUUAAAAAGAAGCAAACAAAAAGCAAAUUAUCUGAAUUGUUGCUUAAGUUUGUGACUCCAGAACUUUCAGAUCCCGACAGCUCAACUAAAGUCGUCCUGAUCUGAAUCUCUCAGCUGAUUCUGAUUCUUUCCUCUACAUAUUUAUGUGCCAUUAAUCACAACUCAGCGUCCUCCUUCCUGUUUUACUCUCCGUGCUAAAAGAAAUCGUUGCGCCGCAUUUUACAUUUCGCAGAAUUGACGAGCGUCAGAUUCGUCUGAAGGAACUCCGUCUGUGAUUUUGAGACGUUUGGCAACAACAAGAAAUCUAAAAGCGUUUUCUUGUUUUUCUUUUACAACAACAACAAAAAAAUAAACCUAUUUUAAAACGUGUUGUUAGAACAACUGUACAGUUUGUAAAGGCUCAACGUUGUAUCUACUGUACAUAACCGCGGCUGAGCUGUAACGCUGCUGGCUUCCUGUUCUCCUGACGUACGUUCAGCUGGUUUGAUUUCUACCAUCUUUGAGUUCAUGUAGUCGUCUCAGAGAAAACACACCUGCAGCCACGAUUCAGACUUCCUGUUAGAGGACGUGUACAUACUUUUGGGGGAGAGAAGCCAUUUUGCAGGAGGUGUGUUUAAAAAAAAUAUCAGGCUUUUUUUUUUUUUUCUACUUCGCUUGGUGCCAGUUCUCCUCUCUCUGUUGACCUUGCUGCUAUGAACGCAUCACCGUUCACACGUCAUCAAUCACAUCAUUAACUGAAUGUCUGCUUGAUCAAUAACCUGCCGUGUUCACCACAGAAAACAGAUUCGUUAAAGGAACAACGUCCAGUUUCAGUCCAGGUGUCCUGAAAAUGCUUUUUACUCAUCGCUCGGAGAGGAAGUGGACUAAGAUCUGACGUUGUUCCUUUUUUAAUGUCGAGGAGAAAAAAAAAAAAACACAAAAAACAAAGCAAGUGUACAAUAAUCAUUAAAGCCAAUAGACGCUCAUCACUCACCUCAUGGAUCUGCACAGAUGCUGCUGCUGCUGUAACGGAACUGUUGAUCUAUAUUAUCUGACUGUAAACAAAACAAAAAGCAUCUGUGGAGACAAAACGAAUAAUUCAGAGUGUGAAAGGAAGAAAAAAAUGACUUAAAGACCUCGUGGAACACAAACUGGAACGUUUAACGGAGAUUAAAGAUGAAAUACUGACAGAAAAUAAGACGGCAGAAGCCAAAUAAGUCGUCUGGAGAGUUUCUGAGCUCAGCGUGUUUUCACGAGAUCUUUAAAGUUCGAUUGUUUGUCAGAAUGUUUGAUGGAUCGACUGACAUGAAAAGUUGCACAGAAUAAAAAAUGUUUAAAAAGUU